AUGACAAACGGGACACGUGAAAUCUCGACGCAGCUGCAUUCUUGCGAUCUGCACGAGGUGGAAGUUGACGUCAAAAAUAAAGUCAAAGCAACCGCGAGUCGUCGUCGUCAGCGUGAAAACAGCAGAGAUCACGAGGAACGAUUGUCAUUCGGAGUGGGUCGACUUGUUGGUUCACCAGCAACGAGGAGUCCCUCUCCAUCGCACUCUCCUUGUCCAGACUCUCCUCCGUCGGAUCGCCGGGACGGCGAGGUGGACGUGGACGUGGAAGAGGAGGAAGUGGACGUGGACGUUGAAGAGGUCGGUGACGAGGACGAUCGCGAUGCAACGUCGAGUCCACCGCGAUCGUCCACCACACCUUCUCCGACCAGCGUGGCGAUAUCGCCCACCUCGAAUCCACCGAAGAAAUCCGGCGACACUUUCAGUGUUUCCGCUCUUCUCAGGCCGGAUCCACCGUCGGCCCACUUGCAAAACGCGUCCCCUCACCGAGACACGGCGUCGAUCGGCGCACAUCCACCUCCGCCUGGAUCCUCGAUGCUCUAUCCGCCGCUUCAUCUCCAAGGUGGACUGUUACCACCUCAUCCUCAUCAUCCUCUCUCGUACCUGCAUCCCCAACUGCUGCCCCAUCAUUUGUUACCACCGCACUUGCACCCGCUGCUGCGUGGUGUUCAUCCAGGUCACCCUGGCCUGCACACGACCCACACCGCGCACGGGCUCCAUCAUCAUCCUCUCGGGGACGUCUACAGCUGCGUCAAGUGCGACAAGAUGUUCAGCACGCCUCACGGACUCGAGGUGCAUGCAAGGAGAUCCCACAAUGGGAAGAGACCAUUUGCCUGCGAACUGUGCAAUAAAACGUUCGGCCAUGAAAUCAGCCUUACGCAACACAGAGCCGUGCAUUCCGCGGAGAAGGUGUUCGAGUGCAAGCAGUGCGGCAAAGCGUUCAAGCGCUCCAGCACUUUAAGUACUCAUCUUUUAAUCCACUCGGACACGAGACCGUAUCCCUGUCAGUUCUGUGGGAAGAGAUUCCACCAGAAAAGCGACAUGAAGAAGCACACCUACAUUCAUACCGGUGAGAAGCCUCACAAGUGCCAGGUAUGUGGCAAAGCGUUCUCCCAGAGCAGUAACCUAAUCACGCAUUCGAGGAAGCACACGGGCUUCAAACCGUUCGCUUGCGAGCUUUGCGGCCGUGCUUUCCAACGGAAAGUCGACCUGAGAAGGCAUCGAGAGACCCAGCACGCAGAUCUGAACACGUCUCAACGGCCGUCGAUCGGAUCGAUCCCCGGCCAGAACUCUUUGCCGAACGGGAAUCCGCCGAUGAUGCAGUGAACAACUCCCGAACGAUAAUCAAAAGAAACGAAACGUGUAAACUCUGUCUCACCUCCUCGCUUCGAGAGGAAGCUAGUUGGUUGGAAAAGAUGUUGAUAAUCGAAUUCUCUUUUCGAAAUGGUGCAAUCGACGUGGAUAACAACCUCGAGGAUAAUCGACGCGACGGAUCUCAUUUCUCUUCGUCGUCGGAGCAACAAGCAAACUUCUUUCACGCUGUGAAAGAAGCAGUGCAGUACAUCGAACUCUUUGUCUAUUUAUUGUUUGAUAAUUCGACGAACGACGCGUUCAACUUUUCUUUUUUUUUUUUUAUUUCUCUUUCUUUCGAGUGCAAUCGAGUGCGAGGCUCUCGUCGAGAGAGAGAGAGAGAGAGAGAGCUCGCCUCCGAGUUCGUCGAGUGGAAUGCAACCGUACAUUCCGAUACCAGUUAUUCCAGACCGUGGUUGGAAACGAAGGAAACGCGUGCAAAGUGAUAUACGCGCACGCGUAAUUAUUACCAAAGCUGUACAUUCCACGUAAAUCGCGGCUCGAGCAAGAACCUACUAUGGUAGGAAGGGAUCCGAUCCUUACACACACUCUACUCGAUUCGUCAACGUUGUUUACCGAGAUUGUUAGGCGUUUUAUUUUAGUGGAUUCUACUCGAAGGCGAAAGUGUGUCCGGUGGAUGGACCAUCGAGAGAUUCCUUUGUUUCCAGCGUCGCUACACUCCGUGUUGAAUCGUUCGUUAAGUAUUGAUAAUCACCACCUAUCUUUCUCUUAUUACGUAGACGUUUACGCGACGUUUAUUUCGACGAUUAAACGAGUUUAAUUCCGAUAAUUAAUGCCGCUGCUGUUUUUAUUGAAUUUCACGAUGCUCGAAGACGCAAACGAGAACGUGACGUAGAAAUACGUUUUAUUCGACGAUGUAAAUUUACCGGAGCUCGUUUCAUCGUCGACAGUGGACAACGUGUAAGAAAGUACCGGCAGCGUACUGUAUUUUGCAUAUCUCCAGCACCUAUCGUUCAAGGAAAGUGCAUCACCCACAUCCAAAGUUGCAACUGUGACCAAAAGAAUCAACUUGUAAAUAGCACAUAGAUCGUAUCUCGCCUAGCGCUAAGCGUAUAAAUAUAUACAUAUAUAAAUACGAGUAUAAAUAAACGACGAAAAAAGAGGAGAAAGCCGUAAAAAAAGAAAA
Molecule: messenger RNA, 2494 nt
Organism: Frieseomelitta varia
Lineage: Eukaryota; Metazoa; Arthropoda; Insecta; Hymenoptera; Apidae
Product: zinc finger protein 358-like
Exons: 4
Coding region: 1-1323 (440 amino acids)
Biological process (GO): regulation of transcription by RNA polymerase II
Molecular function (GO): RNA polymerase II cis-regulatory region sequence-specific DNA binding; DNA-binding transcription factor activity
Source: RefSeq, a predicted model, not a curated record